UGGUUACAAAACAUUUUAAUUUCAUUAUAUGUAGUUUACUGACCGGUCAAGAUGCGUUUCUUAACAAUUUUAGUAUUAUUUUCUUUUAUCUAUAUAGUUUCGUGCAAAACCCAUGUGAAGGCUUUGACUGAAUCCAUGGGCCAAGAGGUGAUUGAAAUCAGCAACCCAGUUAAAGAAUUACCAAUGGGUUUGGAUGAAGAACCGCUUUCCGAGAAAGAAGACAUAAAAAAACCUAAAGAAUCUCCUUCACUCAAGGGAAAAUAUAAAAAAAUGUCAACCGUAAGUGGCAAAGAAAAUAUGAAAGAUGUCGACAAGAUUGAUGGACUAAACCCAGAAAGCGAGGAAGAUAGGAUAGAGAAGGAACUAGCAGAAAUAUACAAAGAUACUGCUGAUUACAAAAGCGAGAGCGGUGAAGAGGAAGUCGCUAAAGAAGCAUCCGUGGACCACCACACGUUGGAGCCGACCGUUCAGGAAUACAAGGCCAAAUACGACGAGAGCGCUGAUGAAAAUGAUGAAAUUAUAAAAAACACCGAUGCACCUAUCGCAAGACAGCGAAACAGCUUCAAAAUCCACCCCGACUCGACUCGCAAGGCUGAUGUGGAACGGUUCAGGACUUCUGUGGAAGACAUCAACUGUGAUGUGAACAAACAGUUGCUUCACCAGGAAAACGAAAAGCCAUUCACUGUGCAGAGGGACGAGGCGGCCCGCGGGCUGAGGAGCAGGCGAGCGGCCGUGGCUGAGGUACCAUCCGAAUCCGGGUCGAUAUCUGCCAAGCAACCUCUGUGCGAACCAGAACCAGAAAAGAAGUCUAACGCGUUCUACACCACGGCCACUCAACUACCACUGUUCGCAGCGAUUUUCUGCACAAUUUUCAAAUACAUAUAAUUAUAAAUAUGUCACUUAACACGUUCGUGGACAGUAACGACCACAGGCUUUUUUUUAUGUUAAAUGGGCCGACGUUUGGCCGCUAUCUCGCCUGAUGGUAAGUGAUGAUGCGGCCUACGAUGGAGCACGUCUGCUCAUAAGCAACCUAUUCACUCGGGCUUUGAAGACACCCAGGUUAUACCCAUCAGGAAACACAGACUCCGGCAAGGAGUUCCACUCUCUAGCUGUUCGCACAAGGAAGCUUGAAGCGAAGCGCUUCGUGCGAGUGGGUGGGAUAUCCGUCUAGAUAGCUAAAAGUAAUACAAUAGUACGUCUGUCGACGUAUCUGUUUUUAGUUUCCUAAAAUCAGUACGCCACACGACGACUGAUUUCUCAUACUAUUGUAAAGAACAGCAUGUUGUACUGUCACCACAGGUAUAAUUACGACUUUUGUACUGUCACUACAUUAUUUUACAUUUUUGCAUUAUGUGACACUACGCCUGUGGGCAAUGUACGAAAAAAGUAGUGUCUUAGUAGCUGCAACCUGUGAGAUAGUAUUGUCCACGAAUGUGUUAAUAUACAUCAAAUACAUUUAGUUAGUUCGUCAUACAAUUGAUAUGUAAGUUCUUAAAAAAAAUUGUGGAGUUCCUCAGGGCUGUAUACUGGGCCCUACUUUAACACGUUUGCUGCGGAUCACCCAUUAUCGAUCCGCCGCGAGACUUACCGCUAUUGCGGACGUAUAAUGUGAGAACUUUCCGCCGGUGCGGGACAUGACAGGACAUUACAGUAUUGGCAGGCUCAAAAGGCCCGCCACGCACUGUCUGAAAGUUUAUGGCAGGCUUGUUUGGACCGCCACCGCACCAGGUGAAAGUAAUACAUUUUAUUACCGCAGCGAAGGUGUUAAAUUUAAUUAUUAUUAUGUUAUCAGCUUACUCACGUAACUGUUUGACGAGGAACUCGACUAGUUUCGUAGUAGUAGCAGCGCGACACACGACGCGGUGAUUGUUACGGAAUGCUGCUCAUGAAUAUGAGCCUCUAGCAUGGCUUGAAACUAGUCGAGUUCCUCGCCAAACAGUUACGUGAGUAAGCCGAUAACAUAAUAAUUAAUUUAGUAUGUCUCACGAAAUUUAUAAUACAAUUGUACCUUAAAUAUCUUUAUAAUUAUCUUUAUAUGGAUGAUGAUUAAAAAUCUAUUUAGUCCGUCAGUUAGGCAAUGAAAAAAUAUUAGACACGUAUUUUUUUAUUUUGUCAUAUAAGAUAACAAUACUUAGAUAAAACGAAUUGAAGUUUAGGAGUUGGAGGUGACUAUGUCAUUGUUAAAACAGACUUAGAAGUCACGUUACGCCGUAUUUCAAAUCGAUAUAUCUUCGAAAGUAUUUGUUUCCGUAAGAAAAUAAAAAAUACAUGUGUAAUGUUUUAAAAUAAUCUACAAGACGGCUAUUGAAAAAGAUUUAGUCAUCCUCCCUUGCAUUUGGUUAUGUUUUUUCAUGUGUUAUUAAUUUUUUUGACAAAUUUCUUGUAAAAUAUGUCUUUUCUAUUUAUAAAAUUUAUUGUACUUUAUAAUAAAUAUAGAUUUUU
This is a messenger RNA of Spodoptera frugiperda (fall armyworm), 2442 nucleotides long. RefSeq lists its product as uncharacterized. The record is from RefSeq and is a predicted model, not a curated record. NCBI's taxonomy places the organism in Eukaryota, Metazoa, Arthropoda, Insecta, Lepidoptera, Noctuidae. The transcript is spliced from 7 exons. The coding region runs from base 52 to 885 and encodes 277 amino acids.